Aphanomyces astaci is the source of this 3554-nucleotide messenger RNA. RefSeq lists its product as hypothetical. The coding region runs from base 24 to 3338 and encodes 1104 amino acids. Lineage: Eukaryota; Oomycota; Saprolegniomycetes; Saprolegniales; Verrucalvaceae. Gene Ontology annotation, biological process: vesicle transport along actin filament; actin filament organization. Gene Ontology annotation, cellular component: actin cytoskeleton; microvillus; vesicle. The record is from RefSeq and is a predicted model, not a curated record. Gene Ontology annotation, molecular function: actin filament binding; ATP binding; microfilament motor activity. The transcript is spliced from 13 exons.
UGAAAAGCCAGUAGACAAGAGCGAUGACCGUGUCCGAUUUGAUCUUGCUGCCGCAAGUGAGCGAGGCGGAGGUGGUCAAUGAGCUAUCCUCUCGGUACCAAGCCAACGACAUCUACACGUACAUCGGCCCUGUGCUCAUUGCGGUGAACCCGUACAAGCUGAUCAAGAAGAACGGCAAGUCGCUGUACGACGAGUCGCUGAUCGAAGACUUUUCCGGGCGCGAGAUCCAUGAAAACGACCCACAUCCGUUUGCGAUCGCCGAAAGCGCGUACUCGCACAUGAUCAACUUCAAGGCGAACCAGUGCAUCUUGAUCACGGGUGAGUCGGGCAGUGGCAAGACCGAAACAUCCAAGCACGUGCUGCAAUACAUCGCCAACAUCAGCACCAAGGCCCGCACGCGCCUCGCCGUCAACCAGUCUCGAAAACUAUCCGACGACAAAAAGCACGCCAUCGACAAAGUCGUCAACAACGUCCGGCGCAUCUUAAUCCGAGCAAACCCCGUGCUAGAAGCGUUCGGGAACGCCCAGACCGUGCGCAAUAACAACUCAUCGCGCUUUGGCAAGUACAUGCUGCUGCAGAUGAACCCGAGCGGCCAGGUCGUGGGGGGAUUUGUGCACAAUUACCUGCUUGAGAAGAACCGCGUGAUCACACAAGCGGCGGGAGAGCGCAACUUUCACUGCUUUUACAACCUUCUUGCAGGCGCUUCGAAAGCGGACAAGGCCGAGUGGCACCUCGAAGACGCCACGAAAUACGCAUUCCUGCAGCAUGAACAGCGCACGAUCCACGGGGUAAAUGACCGCACCGAGUUUGCCGACCUCGGCCAUCACAUGACGGCUGUCGGCAUCGCAGACGACGACCAGCGACAGAUUUACCAGCAGCUGGCUGCGAUUUUGCACCUUGGGAACGUGGUGUUUGUGAGCCAAGUAGACGCGAGCCACAACCCCUGCUGUGCCAUCGACCCAACCACCAAACAAUCGCUCCAACUCGCAGCCAAAUUGAUGGGGGUAUCCGCUGACAGUUUAGAAGACAUGUUCACGUUCAAGUCGCUCACGAUCAACCGGUCGGAAAUGCGAGUGCCGCUCACGGCAGCCCAAGGUGAAAAGGUGCUGCACAGUGUCGUGCGGUGCGUGUACGACAACAUCUUUACGUGGCUGGUGGAAAAGGUCAACAAGGGCAUCCACAACCCAUCGCGGGCGUCGCAAACAGUGGGCAUAUUGGACAUUUACGGGUUUGAAAUCUUUCACGAAAACCUUUUUGAGCAACUUUGUAUCAACUACGUCAACGAAAAGCUGCAGCAACUGUUCAUCUCGCAGACGCUGCAAAGCGAACAACUCGAGUACAAACGGGAGGGUAUAGCGUGGGUCAACAUUCAGUUCUUUAACAACCAGGUGGUGUGCGAUUUGAUUGAAGACGCCAAGAUGCCUGGGAUCUUUCCUCUGCUGGAUGAACAGUGCGCCAUCUCCCAAACGUCUGUGGAUGUGCUCAUGCAUCGCUUCAAUGAGACGUACGUGAAGGAGCCGCACUUUAUCAAGUCUCGCGUCAAGGGCAGCGUGUUCAGCGUCCGCCAUUAUGCUGGGGUCGUGGAGUACGACUUGAGCCACUUUGCCGAAGCCAACAUCGACUCGUUUUUCACUGAAUUGUACACCGAGUUGCAAAAGUCCUCGAACGCGUUCGUGCGCAACUUGCUCAAAGAUGAACGAUCGAACAAAGAAAAACUCAAGCGCCCUCCGUCCACGUCGUUUCAAUUCCGCGCCCAAGUGAAUGCACUUGUCCAGGACCUCAACAUGUGCAACCCCCACUACGUCCGGUGCAUCAAGCCCAACGAGAACAAGAUAUCUGGCUCGAUCAACAAGCAACUGGUCACUGCGCAGGUGCAGUGCCUCGGGCUAGUUGAAAAUAUUCGCGUACGCCGCGCUGGCUUUUGCUACCGCGAAACGUACGCGACUUUUCUGCACCGGUACAAGAUCCUCUCGCGCACGUCGUGGCCAGCUGUGCACAACUGCUCGUCGCGUCAAGCAACGGUGGAGCUGCUGACGGCGGAGGACGUGGGCGUGCUCCCGAGCCUCCAGCCCGUGUCGGCCCAACGCGAGGCAGAAGCGAAUGGCCAGCAGCGCCCGUUGACCCCCCUGGAAGUGUAUCACAUGCACUUGGCGGCCAAAAACAACAAGCCAACCGACGGCCACGAGGUUCCGCAGCCCAUCAUUCGGUUCAAAGAAGACAUCGAGUCCCUCGGGUGCUUUUCCCUCGGCCGGAACAAGGUGUUCAUUAAGCACCCCGCCGCCCUCUUUUCCCUCGAGCGACUCCGCCAGGACAAACUGCCCCAGAUCGCAAAAAUCAUCGAAGACGCUUGGGUCCGGCGACUGCUCCGUGCGCGGUUGGCCAAAUACGCAGUCGUGUUUGCGGACUUGAACACGCGAUAUUCUGCCAUUCGAGACAACCUGCAGGAUCGCUUGAUGCGCCGCAAUGGGGCUGCGGACAAGGCCACCGUGGCGGGUCUAUACUCGCACUGGGACCAGUUGGCAUCCAAGGUCCUGCAGCCAUCGUCGCGCCUCCGCAGCCACCUCGCAGCCGGCGAAGUGUACAACGCCGCCAGUUUCUUGACGAGCUACGCCAAGCGCAACGCGGCUGUGCGCCACCUAAACAAGGUCAAGAAGGCCGUGCAGGUGUUUAGCUCUCGGUGGAAGGGCCGCCAGACGCGCCGAAACAUGUCGCCAGACCUCGCGCGCAAGUGCUACAAAGCUAUGCUUGGCAUCCGCACCGAGUUUGAACGGUUGUUUGGCAAGAAGAAGCGGCGCCGCGAUACGCUGGACCGGGUGUACUUGGGCGAUUAUUUGAAUGUGAAGAAGCACACUCCUCUCCUAGCGUUGCUCAAGGCGAGCAAGGAGAGCCACGUGUUGUUUGCUGGCGAAACCCACAAAAUCAACGAAAAGUUUGUGGCCCAGACUCGGCUGCUUUUGAUUGGUGAGAUGAACGUCCACAAUAUCAAAGCGGACAAGAUGGACAAGCCCAAGGAGCGCCGCGUGGUACCCAUCGCGCAGCUGUCCAAGAUCUCGAUGAGCUCGUUGCAUGACAACUAUUUGUUUCUGCAUGUAAACAACGACGUGGGUCUAAUGUACGAAGUGGACCAGAAGACUGAAGUCGUGCUCGUGCUCAAGCAACGAUUCAAGGAGCUAUGCAAACGUGAUUUGCCAGUGGCGAUCUCGGACACGAUCGAAUUUGAAGCGAAAAAAGGCAUGCGGCUCGCGUUUCGAUUUGUGAAAAAUCAAAACACGACUGUCUCGACCAUGGAAAAGCUGGACAAGAAGAAUGGCCAAGUGAACGUCGGCACCAAGUACUAGUAGUUGUCGGCGACUACUAUAGUACUACUACUACUACUAGUCCACGCAACAACACUGUCUGUAGUAGUAGCCCCAAUUGUAUAUAUUGGCCGCGAGCGUUCGUGUUGGAUGAUGUGGAUGCAAGUCUCCAUUAUCCUUCGUCGCUUGAGAACCAACCAUUAAUGUUUGUGUUGAUAAUAUAUAAAAAUCCAUUGGUUGUGGAACGUCAUACGUAAA